AUGAUAUGGGCUUCCCCCUCCAGACAGGUUUCUGUAUACAGCAUACCAGCUCCAUCCCACUCUGAGCAGGCGGCUGGACAGGAAAGCCUGCAUUUUCACUAUUGCCAGCCUUACCAGGAAGGUGUGGGUCAGAAGUACUGUUUCCUCAAAUGGAUAAAGUUGCAUUACUGGAAAAGGUGGCUUCUAGGAGUAUUACCCAUGAUUUCUUUAAUGAUUACAGUACUUGUGCUGGUCCUGCACUAUUCAUUCGCUCCAGCUUUCUCCUGUAUGUAUAUUGGUGGAAGUGUAGAAAUUUCGAAUUUAACAUAUACAAAUGACCUCACUGAUCCAAAGUCACAGAAAUUCCUCUUGCAAGCAGAAGCAAUCCAAAAUUAUUUUGCAGAGCUAUAUGAGUCUUCCGCCUUGGGAAAGUAUUACUUGAAGUCUGUAGUGGCUGCUUUCAGUGAAGGAGAGUCUGGACUUCGAGCUUACUACUGGAAUACAUUCUGGGCACCACAAGAUAUGGUUGAUUCUUUUAAAAAACUAAUCUCAAAGGGACAAAAAGAGAUUGGUAGUAAGCAAGCAACCCACAUGUUCAGUUCUUCUGGAGAGGAAGAUUUUGAUUUCAUUACAGUAGAGCUUUUUGUUUCAGAUUCCACAGAAUAUGAUGUGAUGUUAAAAUCAGCAGUAUCCUUUGACCUGUAUGCAAAGCCAGGUAACAACAGAACUCUAACUCUGAUGAAUCCCAAGAAGUCUUUUUAUCAGUGGAGGUUACGAGUUCCUUCUAACUAUGUGGUGAGACUGGCAGUUACUACCUUGCAUGGUGUCACUCCAGGGAGCUGUGCAUCACACCAGUUAUCAGCGUAUGAUUUCCUUCUUCCUCUACAGAACAAGAUCAUUACAAGAUGGUGUGGGCCUGGAGCCUGGACUACUCCUGUUAUACGUUUGACUUCAUCAGGUAAUGUAAUGUUGCUUACCUUCUCACUGGACCGAACAGAAGAAAGGAACAUACUAAAAGCUCACUUUCAAGCCAUCCCUAAAAUCAUGUGUGGUGGGCAUUUUGUCUCCUGGAAUGGGACACUGAGUUCACCUUAUUACCCGAGUUACUACCCACCAAACAUUGACUGCAGCUGGAUCAUCCGAGCACCAUUGCCUGGCUACAAGCUGUCAUUAAAAAUCCUUGUAAUACAAAUUCAAGAGAAGUCUCCGGGGUCCAGUAAAUGUGAUAAGGAUUGGUUAGAAAUUGACGGAGUUAGAUACUGUAAAGCUAUUUCAGAAGGCAACAGAAAUAAAGAAUAUGGCUAUUCUGUUGCAAUCAACUUCCAUUCUGAUGAACUGGUUACCCACAGAGGGUUUUAUAUUGAAUAUAGAGCCUUCAGUCACACAGACUGCUGUAAUGCAGAACAGGUGAACUGUGGCAAUGGGAAGUGUAAACAUCAGUAUAAGACUUGCAAAGGUGAUGACAGCUGUGGGGAGGACAGUGAUGAAAACGACUGUUCCUACAGAAGUUGCUCCUCUUACACUUACAAGUGCCUCAAUGGAAAAUGUCUGCUGAAACCGAAUCCUGACUGCGAUGGAAUAAAAGAUUGUGCAGAUGGAUCUGAUGAAAUGAACUGUGCUUGUGGAAGACACUUGUUUAAGAAAAAUAGAAUUGUUGGAGGUGAAGAAGCAAGAUCUGGAAAGUGGCCUUGGCAAGCAAGUUUACAGAUGGGAGCACAUGGCCAUGUAUGUGGUGCAUCUGUUAUUUCAAACAGAUGGCUCAUAUCUGCUGCCCAUUGCUUUCUGGAUUCUGAUUCUGACAGAUACUCUCUUCCUUCUGCGUGGAGAGCAUAUAUGGGCUUACACACCAUUAAUGAAAACAGCAAUCACGUGGCUAUGAGAUCAAUCAAAAGGAUUAUUAUCCACCCACAAUAUGACCAAUAUAUCUCAGACUAUGACAUCGCCUUGUUGGAAAUGGAGACACCAGUAUUCUUCAGUGAGCUGGUACAGCCCAUUUGUUUACCCAGCACCUCUAGAGUAUUUGUUUAUGGAACUGUCUGCUAUGUAACUGGCUGGGGAGCCAUAAAAGAAAACAGUCACCUUGCCAAAACACUGCAGGAAGCUAGAGUGAAAAUAAUUAACCAAAGUGUUUGCAGAAAACUGUAUGAUGAUCUGAUCACAUCACGUAUGCUGUGUGCUGGGAAUCUUAAAGGUGGCAUUGACACAUGCCAGGGAGAUUCUGGAGGUCCUUUGGCCUGCACAGGAAAGGGAAAUAGAUGGUACCUUGCUGGCGUUGUGAGCUGGGGUGAAGGAUGUGCUCGGCGCAAUCGUCCUGGUGUAUAUACUAAGGUGAUGGCACUUUAUGACUGGAUUCGUCAGAACGCGAACUGA
Messenger RNA from Rhea pennata, 2349 nucleotides. Its product is annotated as suppressor of tumorigenicity 14 protein-like. Gene Ontology annotation, molecular function: serine-type endopeptidase activity; protein binding. The coding region runs from base 1 to 2349 and encodes 782 amino acids. The record is from RefSeq and is a predicted model, not a curated record. Lineage: Eukaryota; Metazoa; Chordata; Aves; Rheiformes; Rheidae. The transcript is spliced from 17 exons. Gene Ontology annotation, biological process: proteolysis.